Molecule: messenger RNA, 942 nt
Organism: Lingula anatina
Lineage: Eukaryota; Metazoa; Brachiopoda; Lingulata; Lingulida; Lingulidae
Product: BTB/POZ domain-containing protein 17
Molecular function (GO): protein binding
Source: RefSeq, a predicted model, not a curated record
AGUCCACCUGCAACUGACCCUCACAAGUUAGCCCAUUAGUUAGCCAUGGCGGGCCUCCCACCAUCAGAUCUACAACUUGUAGAUUCUACCCUGGACCCCACUGCUGGGGAAUUUUCAGCAAUGGACACCUCGUCAUUUCCAGAACUUAGCACCUCUUCCUGUUCGUCCUACACCUUGAGUCCAGAAGGAACAUACUGUUAUGGAAAUGAACGCAAGGCGUUGGCUGACCAAACUAGGUUUUUCAACAGUGAAAUCUUGAGCGAUGUCAUUUUGAAAGUCGGAGAGCAAACCUUUUAUGCCCACAAACUGAUACUGAUCAAAACCAGUGAUGUCUUUGAGAGGAUGUUUAGCUCAGGUUGGAGUGAAGCAAACUCAAAGUGUGUUGAACUGGUAGAAGAAGGGCCCUGUAUCGAAUAUUUUGCAAGAUUCCUGAAAUUCCUUUAUGGUUGCCAGAUUAUCCUCAGCAAGGACAGCUGUUUACCCGUCUUGGUCUUAGCAGACAAGUACAAUGUCGCAGAUCUGAAAAAUGUGUGCGUAAGUUUUGCAUGCAGCAGCAUAAUCCCCAAGUUGCAACUGAAACAAGUUUUCCAUACCUGGUUUCAGUAUGCUACAAAAUGUGACCACAAGCAGCUGGUGUCUGCUUGUAUUUUGGCUUUGUCAGAGGAGAUGAGUGAAAUCAUGUUGUCCGGGGAAUGGCAACGUGAAUGGGAGGAAUUGGACAAAAACCAAUUAAUUGAAAUUCUGAAAAGCUCAGAUCUCUGUGUUACGGAUGAGUAUGAGGUGUGGCAAGCAGUUCUCGCCUGGGUGAAAAGUCCUCAAAAGUUAGAAAGAAGAGAGAACUAUCUGAAGGAGAUUUUACAGUAUGUUAGAUUCCCAAUGAUGACCCCUGACCAGUUGUACUCUAUNGCUAGAAUACGAAUAUAUAUCGUAUAUAAUAUAUGA